AUGGCUUCCCAUCAGAUCGCCAUUGCAAAGGCCUCGCUCGCCGCCGGACUUCUGCGUCCUGACCCCACCUCCAUCGCCCGCGACGACAUCACAGCUUUGCAUAACUACCUCGAAAGAGCCCUGUCGCAUUGCUCUCCAGCCAACAUCCAGACCUGCAAAUCAUGGCUUCUCAGAUAUGUUGUCUCGUCGUCUAAUCGGGUCAGCCUGUUGGCAAAAUAUCUGGUUGCUCUGGCUGGAUCGCUGCCCUCGGGCCAAGAUGGCUCAGCAGCGCCUGCAACGCCAGACACGCGGACUGGCCCGUCUGCGAAGAGGAAACGAUUACAUAUGCUGUACCUGCUGAAUGAUUUAUUCCAUCACACAAAGUACCAUAACAACUCGACUGCCGCCUUCUCUACCCUCAGCGGAUCCUUGCAGCCGCAUAUUGUGGAAUUGCUGAGCUACGCUGCCUCCUACGACCGACAGAAACACCCGAAACACCAUAAACGGCUAGACGGCCUGUUGGAUAUCUGGCAGCAGCAUAGCUACUUUGCCGAGGACUUUGUGAGUAAACUCCGCGAGGUGGUUAUCAACUCAGCCGUGUCUGGUCCAGUGAAGACGAGCGCCACUGCGGAGGAGAAUAAGGUGGAAUCGGGACAAAAGCUUUUUGCGGGAAGAGACGCGCCGUUUGUUAUGCCGUCAACUCAUGGAGAUCUCUCUACUCCUUACUACGACCUCCCUGCCGGCAACCUUGUUCCUCAUAUCAUCCCGAACUCAACCAUUCCUCUACGUCCUGACUCGAUCAAACCAUUGCAGUUCCUGGCCGGUCCCGCGGACGGGAAGCUAGUUACCGCACUCAAGGCAUUCCUCAAAGAUGUCGAUCUGAUCUACGGAUCGGGGAGUUUAGAGCAGAACGACGACGAAGUCAUUGAUAUCGAUGAUCUCGGCCAGACCGUCAUCCGAGACACUCUCACGGGAGACAUCCUUCAAAGCGACACGUACUACGGCUGGUCGCGGUUAUUCUGUCAGCAGAUGAAGAAACGAAACACACGCCACAGCUCGCAGAGUCGCAGUCGCAGUCGCAGUCGCAGCCCUGCCAGGCGACGACGGUAUUCCGAUAGCCUAGCAAGCGACGACAGCAGAUACAGGAGUCCACGAUCACGCAGCCGCUCGCCCGCACGCCGACCGUACGACUCCAGAUCUCGCUCCCGUUCCCGUACAACCUCCUGGAGAAGAUCAGGGUCGGGUUCGCGCGAGAAAUCCUACUCUCCGCAACCUCCCGGCCCACCAUCCAUGUCUGGAAAUAAUAUACCUCCUCCGCCUCUACCUCAACCGUAUCACCACCACCACCACCACCAACCCGGCAAUCCCUACAUCAACGCACCGCCGCCACCAGCUCCUCCGUCGUUUCCUCCACUUCUCCAUCAAAUGCAAUUCCCUCCGACUGGUCAGCACAGCUUUCCCCCAGGAAUGCCAGUUCCGCCACCCCCACCUUCGAAUUACCAGGGUGUUUGGCCUCCGCCGCCACCCGCGAUGCCCAGCUACGGUGGUUCUCCUGGGGGAGGAAUGCCUCCAAAUUUCCCUCCACCUUUCGCCCCGGGUGGGAAUAGUGGUCAAUAUCCUGGGCAGCCAAUGCCUCCGGGAUCAUACCACUUUCCGCCUCCACAUCAGCCGGGGGGAGGUGGACGGGGGUCGUGGCAGUAUCCACCAGGGCCUCCGUCAGGACGUGGAUGGCGAUAGCUUUCCUUUUCUAAUGUACUUGUAAGUCAACGAAGAUUCUUUAAUUCGAAAUAUAAAUAUUGUAGAAGUAAAAGUAAAUCAAACAAGUACUCAGGCUAUACCUCGUAGAUUCUAACCAAAUCCUCACUAAAAAAAAAAAGCAUACAUAACCACCUCCCCAUACUCCAGAGAUUCAACACAUUACAGUCAAUCAAGUCAAGUCAAGAGAGAGAAACCCCACAUCUUCUUCAACGAUGAAUCAAUCAAUCAAUCAAUCAAUCAAUACUUAAAUUAAACCCUCGUAGCCCUCGCACUCGCCACAGAAGAAGAAGAAG
Messenger RNA from Aspergillus ochraceoroseus IBT 24754, 2030 nucleotides. Its product is annotated as RNA polymerase II-binding domain-containing protein. Gene Ontology annotation, cellular component: perinuclear region of cytoplasm. The transcript is spliced from 2 exons. Bases 1 to 1716 code for a protein of 571 amino acids. Gene Ontology annotation, biological process: intracellular calcium ion homeostasis. NCBI's taxonomy places the organism in Eukaryota, Fungi, Ascomycota, Eurotiomycetes, Eurotiales, Aspergillaceae. The record is from RefSeq and is a predicted model, not a curated record.